Molecule: messenger RNA, 2157 nt
Organism: Pararge aegeria (speckled wood butterfly)
Lineage: Eukaryota; Metazoa; Arthropoda; Insecta; Lepidoptera; Nymphalidae
Product: cold shock domain-containing protein CG9705
Exons: 3
Coding region: 170-553 (127 amino acids)
Biological process (GO): regulation of mRNA stability
Cellular component (GO): cytoplasm
Molecular function (GO): mRNA 3'-UTR binding
Source: RefSeq, a predicted model, not a curated record
UCGCAUGUCGGUAGUUGGUACCUACGAUCUACUCUCGCAGUAUUUACUCUAAAGUUUAUAUUUUAAUUCUUGGUGAAUUUAGACGUCAGAUUUUGCCGCUCUUGUUUAAUCCACAUUUUUCAGUUGCCUAUUUUCAAUCAGCAGGACGCAAGUAAUUAGUGACACAAAAAUGUCUAGCGACAACGGGUUUAACAACGACGAUUCCCCAAACAAAACACACGCACAUCUCCAAUUGCCCAGCCCGAUCAUCACACGAAGGAAUCGUACUGCUUCUACAUCUGAAAGAGCACUACAAAACCCACUCGAACACGGCAAGAUAAAGUCAUUCUGUCGUGAAAAGGGUCACGGAUUUGUAACUCCUAAGAAUGGCGGUGAAGAUAUUUUCUUACACAUUUCUGAUAUUGAAGGAGAAUACGUGCCCUUACCGGGUGAUGAAGUUACUUACAGGCACUGUCCAAUACCACCAAAGUUUGAGAAGUACCAAGCAGUCCACGUCAAAAUUGUCCAACUAGUUCAGGAAAAACAUGUUAAGUGGCAUGAACCUCCGCUGUAAACUUAAUCGACCAACAAGUUUAAUCAAGCCAACUUCUUAUAUUUUCUAUAUUCUUCAUCUUUUGCUGUCCCUCCUCUUCAUAUUUUUAACUAAGAGGCCUAAAUAUUAUAUGUUUUAAUUAGGGCAUAAGAACAAUUAUAUACUUUUAGCAUUAGUAAAUGGCAUAACAACUCUGAGCAUACAAACACUGAACAAAAACUUACAGUUUUCUGUGUGACUGUGUUAAUCUGUAUUUGAUCCUGGUAUAUAAACAGCAUGUUUUAGCAACUAUGUGAUAGACCCUGAAGCCAGAAUCUUUUUUUUUUGUAGUUAUAGGCUUAGUUUUCAGUAGUCCCCAGUAAAGCAAUACAAAUUACUAUCAAGGAACGGCUGUGACAUUUUGCUUUCUGAGAUUACACUGUUUCCAAGGACGUGCUAUGCUUGUUACAGGGCAGUGACAUGAUAUGCAGUGGUGUUCUAUUGUCUCUUGGCAAAGUCUGCAUAAUAUAUUGUAAAACAUUAUUGAACAUUCACUUACAUCUUGCUACAUGUUGCUAUGUUUAAAAAUAUGAAAGUAUUUGUUACACAUGGCGAUCCUUUAGGUUGUCACCGAAUCAACAAUAGGUUUUAUAGAGUUAGCUGCUUUGUACCUAGAGAAUCAGAAGUCGACCUUAUUAUGUUGUAUAAGGUUCAUAUCAAAGUUAUUAGACAACUGAUUAUAUAAUUUAUUUAUGUUACCCAAUUAAGUUAAGUUUGUACCACACUGCAAGGUAUAUAUGGAGAUUGACCAUUCUCAACUUACUGGUUUAUACAGUAAUUCCUACAAACAGUUUUUAAGUGGCUUAAAAUAGUACGCGUUUACUUAAAUGAAAAUAUAUUUUGGACCUUCUUAAUCAUGAUAAAAUAACGUUUAAUUUGAUCAAAUUAUUUACAUUAAAUUCCCUUUAUUACCUUUUGAAUAUAGGCUCUAUCCAGUAAACAAUGCUGGUUGUAUUUCGGUUUGCCUUGGCGUGCGACAAAAGCCAUUCACGCCAAUUUCCGUAAUUAAUAUUUUCGCUUUGUGGUGUAUUACGAAUAAUUAAGAAAAUUCCAGUAUGAAAUGUACAUUAAGAAACCACAGCGCGAUUAAUUCGCCGAUCGCUGAUGCUAAAAGUAAAAUGGUUCUACACCCCUUAACAUACUUUGCACAAAUACCUCUAUCGGUUGCAAUGUUGUGUAUGAAUAAAUAUUGUAUUAUAUGAUAGUAAACAGUAUUUUAAAAAGUGAGAAUGUUGAAGUGGUGCUAAAUUUUUGAAGGAUUUUACCAUCUUGUAAGAAUUUUGAUAACAAUAACUUUUUUAGUUACUGGUAAAUGGCUUCUUGCACAAAGUAUAUACAUAUAAAUAUAGAUGUAUGAAAUGCCACAAGUGUAUUAUAAAAAAAAUUCUUUGGAAGGCCUAGUUUCUAUAUGUAAGUUAUUAUUAUGUACUUAUUUCUUAGACGUUAAUAUAAGUUGAUGCAUUUAAGAUUAUUCCGAAAACUUGUUUUAAAAGCUAGUAUUUGUGCUUUGCAUAACUAUCUGGUGAUAACAAAAAAAUAUUAUUUUAAUCACUUUAUUCCUUUUUUUAGUACAUAAUGAAAAAUAA